Impatiens glandulifera is the source of this 795-nucleotide messenger RNA. Its product is annotated as NAC domain-containing protein 71-like. NCBI's taxonomy places the organism in Eukaryota, Viridiplantae, Streptophyta, Magnoliopsida, Ericales, Balsaminaceae. Gene Ontology annotation, biological process: regulation of DNA-templated transcription. The record is from RefSeq and is a predicted model, not a curated record. Gene Ontology annotation, molecular function: DNA binding. The transcript is spliced from 3 exons. The coding region runs from base 34 to 795 and encodes 253 amino acids.
UUGUUUUCUUUCUUUUCGCUUUGAUUGAGGAAAAUGAGUGUGGCAACAUUGCCGCCGGGAUUUCGGUUCCACCCAACUGAUGAGGAACUGGUUGGCUAUUACCUGAAAAGGAAAGUCGAUGGAUUGGAGAUUGAACUUGAAGUGAUUCCUGUCAUUCAUUUCUACAAGUUUGAUCCGUGGGAGCUUCCAGAGAAAUCGUUUCUUCCAAGAAGAGAUAUGGAAUGGUUUUUCUUCUGCGCUCGUGAUAAGAAAUAUCCAAAUGGAUCAAGAACCAAUAGAGCAACAAAGGCAGGAUAUUGGAAAGCCACUGGUAAGGAUAGGAAGAUUGUCUGUCGACAAUAUUCAUCUUCAACUAUGGGAUAUAGAAAGACUCUAGUUUUCUAUUGUGGGCGGGCACCAUUAGGCGAUCGGACAGACUGGAUGAUGCAUGAGUAUCGUCUAUCUGAUCAUGAUACUUUUGCUUUAUGCCGUGUCAUGAAGAAACCAAAUAAUAACAAGAUAAAGAAGAUGAUCCAGACAGGGGACAGUUCAACUUCUUACCAGACAAAUACAAUGCCAAUGAUUGAGAAUGAAAUGUGUUUAAUGGGGACAACAACUAAUUCUGCAACUAGCCUUAAUUUGGUAUCAACAACUGAUGAUCUUAUUCUCGAUUCUUCUUCAAAGGAACAUUUAGAUUACUCAAAUUUGACAGAUGAAGUUAUCUUCGUCGGAGAUUCAAGCCUGAGUCAAUUUGGGUACGUGGGUUCUUAUGGGAAUGACCAUAUUGAAUUCAAUCCAAUGAAUUUUCUAGCAUGA